This is a messenger RNA of Brienomyrus brachyistius, 4059 nucleotides long. Its product is annotated as max-binding protein MNT-like. The record is from RefSeq and is a predicted model, not a curated record. Gene Ontology annotation, molecular function: protein dimerization activity; RNA polymerase II cis-regulatory region sequence-specific DNA binding; DNA-binding transcription factor activity, RNA polymerase II-specific. The transcript is spliced from 6 exons. Gene Ontology annotation, biological process: regulation of transcription by RNA polymerase II. NCBI's taxonomy places the organism in Eukaryota, Metazoa, Chordata, Actinopteri, Osteoglossiformes, Mormyridae. Bases 213 to 1754 code for a protein of 513 amino acids.
UAUGCCUCUUGCCUUGUUAUGUUUUCUGUUAUUGCAUCGCCAUUUUGUUGCAACCCUUGAACGUGCCUGAAAGCCUUUUUACGAGGGGGAUCCGGAUACUUCUUCCCCAUCCCGUAGACCGGAAAGGGGUCCUGCACUACAGCACAAAGCCGAUCCCCCUCGGUGCAUACCUGCCGUGUUCGCCUGCCAGUCAGAGACCGCAGAGGUACGAGAUGAGCAUCGAGACGCUAUUAGAAGCAGCCAGGUUUUUGGAGUGGCAAGCCCAACAGCAGGAGAUCACACGUGGAGAAGUGCGGGAGAAGGUAACCCUAGAGCGGGAGGCGGAGCAGAGAUGUUCAGAAGUAUCCUCAUUGGUCCAGCCUGUGAGGGUAAACCAUGUGACCUGGGCGGAGGAAUCGCACCUGGAGGUCCGCCCCUCUCUGGUGCCGCCCCCCCCGCUCCCACCGCCGCCGCCCCCCAUGCCCAUCGCCGUCAUCCCGAUUCCUGUGGUAUCGGCUCUCCCGCUGCCCGCCCCUGGGCAGGAUGUCCUGUCUUCCUCGCCUCAGCAGCGCCCCCUUUUGGCGCAGGUGAAGACAGAGGUGGGGCCCCUGAUGGAUUCCGGGAGCCCUCAGCCACAGAACCAGCAGCUGCGGUCCCACCCCAGUGCUGUGGUAGCGGGCUCCCAGCAUGCCUUGCUCCCUGGCUCUGCCAUCAUGCAGGGGCAGGUGGCGCCGGUGGGGCGGCCCAGUCCAGUGCUGGAGGACACCCGGCAGCAAGACAUGAGGAGGAGGCCAGGGGGGGCUGGGACUCGUGAGGUGCACAACAAACUGGAGAAAAACAGGCGCGCACAUCUGAAAGAGUGUUUCGAGACCUUGAAGAAGAACAUCCCUAACGUGGACGAGAAGAAGACGUCCAACCUGAGCGUGCUGAGGAGCGCCCUGCGCUACAUCCAGAUGCUGAAGAGGAAAGAGAAGGAGUUUGAGCACGAGAUGGAGCGCCUGGCGCGGGAGAAGAUCGCCACCCAGCAGCGGCUGGCGGAGCUGCGUGACGAGCUGAGCCAGUGGGUGGACGGCAUGGAGAUCGAGCGGCUGCUGCGGCAGGCAGCGCAGCCCGAGGACGACCAGGCCUCCACCUCCACCGCCUCGGAGGGCGAAGACAAUCUGGACCAGGAUGAGCACAUUUCCACGGCAUCCGUCGCCACUGCACCCGUCUCUCUCCCCAAAGCCCCCCAGAAGCCACCGGCCCCCAUAGUGGCUGCCGUCUCCCUCCAACAUCCAGCCCCACCCCCUGGAAUACUGGCCCCACCCCCUGGCCCCGCCCAAGCUAUGGUUGCCCACCCGCACCUAGUCACCCAACCUACGGUGAUCGCCCAUGCGGCCUCAGCCUCGCACGCUUCUGUCAUUCAGGCCGUGAGCCAUGUGAUCCAGGCUGGUCCCAAGCAUGUCGCUCACAUAGCUCCAUCUUCCUCCUCAUCCUCCUCUGCCUCGGCCUCCACCCCCAUCGGUCACAUCACGGUGCACCCGGUGACUCACCUGGGCACCACCUUGUACCCGCAGCCCCCUGCAGCUGCUGCCGUGGUCAGCCAUAUCGCACACACUCUGAGCCAUGCACAGGUGAAUGGUUCGGGCCCUGCCUCUGGCCCCCAGGCCACCGCCCUCGUAGGCAAACAGCAGGUGGUGUCACGUCACCCACAGCUGGUAGGGGGAGCUGUGCUCAACCCUGUCACCAUGGUGACCAUGCCCUCCUUCCCUGUCAGUGGCCUGAAAUUGGCUUAAGGAGGAGGAGCCUGAAUCUGGCUUAAGGGGGAGGAGCCUGAAUCUGUCUUAAAGGGGAGGAGCCUGUAUCUGGCUUAAGGGGGAGGAGCCUGCAGACUUAAGUGCACAUAGACUUCCAGACAGAUGGAACACACGCACACACACAUCGACUGGAACUGAUGGAAAUUCAAAACCACAGAUUUGGAUAGAAUCAUGAACCGCAUUAAAAACUUUACAUUCCAAAAAAAAAAAAUCUAUUUUUGUCAAAGAUGUAUAUGAAACGGUCUGUGCACACAUUUGGGUUUGUGACGUGCAUAUGUGGAGUUGGACGCCUGUUAUGGGGGGAGGUGAAGCGUUACCCAGACUGGCUUGUUUAGCUCGUUUGUGUGUCGUAUGCUUUCUGCUCUUCAUCAUUCUGCAUUUGGUUACGUGGGUUUUACAGUGUACAGUGGCAUGGUAUCUCCGUUGCAUAGUUUCACUGUGGGCAGUCAUGUGAUCUGAGACUCAGGUGGUUUCACUGUGCAUGGUCACAUGAUCUGAGUCAGGUCAUGAUUCCAUGAUAUUUUUUUUUGACCAAGGUGUGUGUAAUUUCUCUUGGGUUAUUAUCUGGGUAGGCAAAUACAGAAAAAAUCUUACAAAAUAUGUUGGAUGCAGGUUGAAUGUUGAAGUCUGAAUGAAGACAAAGUCUUGAUAAUUGUACUCCUUGAAAAAGAUAUCUGCAGUUAACGUGCCUCUGGCACAAGCCUUACCCUCGGUCCACAAACGCUGUGUGUCGCCCUCGCGCCUUCAGUGUGACCAAUAAUGACCAGAUUGUUGGCGGUCACAGCCUGUGGCCAUGUGUUGUGGAGUGUCGCGCUCCUGCCCUCUUCUGUCCAGAGGGUGUUACUGCGCCUCAUGCGGCACAUCAUGACUGUGAGUUGGUUUUAGGCGUGCAAAACAGCUUGAUCGCGAUGUAUAGAGGUCUGACCGAAGGGAUACUGGUUCCGCUCCCUUUUCAGGCUGUUUGCCUGGCUUUAUAAAGCGCGGUUUCCCAAACCAGUCCUCCCAGCUUCUUGUCAGACAGCCCGCAUUUUCGUGGGAGUUGAGAGGGAGCAAAAACGUGGACUGUUCGGGGGUCCCCAAGGGGCGGGUUGGGAAACUGCUGUGAAGAACCUUGACCUGCAGACUGUGCUGUGCUGCAGACGGCUGCGUCUGACUGCUCACUGGACUGCUCACUGGACUGCUCACUGGACUGCUGCAGUUGGACACAAGGUUGUAGGCUGGCCCACCCCCUUAAUGUUCCUCCUUCCCCAGUCCUCUAUGAAGGGAGAUACAAACACUACCCUCUGGGGUGAAAUGGUAUAGAGCAGUGUUUCCCAACCCAGUCCUCGGGGACCCACAGAUGGUCCUUGUUUCUGCUCCCACCCCAGCUCCCUGACAGACAGUAUAGAUUUUUGCUUCCUCCAGCUGGGAGGCAGCAAAAACGUGGACUGUCUGUUGGUCCCCCAAGGAACGGAUUGAGAAACACUGGUAUCACGGAAUGGGGGUAACUGCCUGGUGUACGUACUGGUGUAGUUAGUUUUGCUGUUAACCUUCUUCUGGUUGAUAGACACUACCAAGUGACAAAUCUCCUUCCAUGUCACAGAGACGAGAAGAUUCCAGCAGAUUCGAAGCUGUACGGCCUUGUCCCCCGUCCCUGACCCCUUCCUUCCCACAUGUUCCAGCAUCACUUCGAAUCAUACAGUGUGAUUUGGAGUUACUGGUGUGUCAGCUUGGUGCGUAUGUUUGGGGGUGGGUUCGGUAGGGCGACUAUGAUUUACACCAGCUGCAGUGCAUAGCUAUGACAAAACGGGCCCAGUCUGCGUGUACGUGUGUGUGGUGGAAAAGCCAGUCUUUCUUUUCGAAAUCUGUGCUCUGAAUUUUUUAAAGCAUAAUGCCCGGAGUUCAGUUGUGAGUUUUAUAUUAGUGUGAAGUUAAGUGUGAGUAUAUGCACAUAUUGACAUGUUUGUGUGUAUGCUUUAAGCUUUAAUCAUUGCCUGUUUUUGCAUGUAGAUUGCAGAGUUUUAUUUUGAUUUUUAUUUUUAUUUUUUUGGGGGGGGGGGGGGGACCAUGUACAAUUAUGGAGAACAAUAAGGUCACUUUUACAGACCUCUUUCCACUUUAACAAUGCAUAUAUAUAAAUAUAUAUAUAUAAAAUUAUAUAUAUAAUUGUUUUCCCUAUGGAGAAAGUUUAAGUUAUGUAUCGCCUGUAAAUUCUGGGCUGCAUCUAACUGUCCAUUAUGUUUAAAGAAGAGAAAAAAUGGAAUUAUAAUCAUGAAGAUUCUUAAUAAAUAUUAUUACAUUUGCA